Periophthalmus magnuspinnatus is the source of this 14981-nucleotide messenger RNA. RefSeq names its product plectin a (gene pleca). Gene Ontology annotation, cellular component: intermediate filament; sarcolemma; cytoplasm. Gene Ontology annotation, molecular function: structural constituent of muscle; structural constituent of cytoskeleton; cadherin binding. The record is from RefSeq and is a predicted model, not a curated record. Gene Ontology annotation, biological process: wound healing; intermediate filament cytoskeleton organization; hemidesmosome assembly. The coding region runs from base 223 to 13956 and encodes 4577 amino acids. Lineage: Eukaryota; Metazoa; Chordata; Actinopteri; Gobiiformes; Gobiidae. The transcript has 34 exons.
UGGCACACAAAACAAAAGUGGGCUGGGCUUGUGGCAUAGUGACUGCAAUCCGAGACGACACUGUUUUUUCUGCUCCUCUGCAUGUGCCCCUGAGAGGAGAGGGGAGAGAGUUUGGAAAGCUGGAGUAACUCGCGAGGGGGAAAACCAGCAAAGUUUUGGGGGCGUUUCAGAGACGGUCCAGCGCGGUUUUGCUUUUACGCACCGCGAAAACACAACGGGACCAUGGCCGAGGUGGACGAGACUCCGCGGGCUGUCGAGCCGGUGUGGUGCGGGCUCGUGUACCGCCGGACCAACUACAUCCACGAAAUGAGCUGCGGCGAAGUGGGAGCUCAUCUCUACGGCCGAAUGUGCUGCGCAGAUGAGCGGGACAGAGUUCAGAAAAAGACAUUCACAAAAUGGGUCAACAAACACCUGAUAAAGUCCCAGAGACACAUCACAGACCUGUACGAAGACCUCCGAGAUGGGCACAACCUCAUCUCGCUGCUGGAGGUGCUCUCUGGAGAGACACUGCCCAGAGAGAAAGGCCGAAUGCGUUUCCAUAAACUUCAAAAUGUACAGAUCGCCCUGGACUUUCUCAAGCACAGACAGGUGAAACUUGUGAACAUCAGGAAUGACGAUAUCGCUGAUGGAAACCCAAAGCUGACCCUGGGACUAAUAUGGACCAUCAUCCUCCAUUUCCAGAUCUCAGACAUCCAGGUGAACGGUCAGUCGGACGACAUGACGGCCAAAGAGCGUCUGCUGCUGUGGUCCCAGAGGAUGGUGGAGGGGUACCAGGGCCUCCGCUGCGAAAACUUCACCUCGGGUUGGAGGGACGGAAAACUCUUCAAUGCCAUCAUCCACAGGCACAGACCAAACUUGAUCGACAUGGGGAAAGUGUACAGACAAACAAACCAGGAGAAUCUGGAGCAGGCCUUCACCAUUGCAGAGAGAGAGCUGGGAGUCACACGGCUGCUCGAUCCCGAAGACGUGGAUGUGCCCCAUCCCGAUGAGAAGUCAAUCAUCACUUAUGUCUCGUCUCUUUAUGACGCAAUGCCCCGAGUCCCAGACGCCCAGGACGGAGUACGGGCCAACGUGAGCACCAGUUUAUCUGAGCUGGAGCUGCGCUGGCAGGAGUACUACGAGCUGGUGACAAUGCUGCAGCAGUGGAUGAGGCACCAUAUCCUGGUGUUUGAGGAGAAGAAGUUCCCCACCAGCUACGAGGAGAUUGAGGUUUUGUGGCGUCAGUUCCUCAAGUUUAAAGAGACCGAGCUCCCAGCGAAAGAAUCAGACAAAAACCGCUCUAAGCACAUCUUCAAGUCAUUUGAAGGGGCAGUGCAGUCGGGACAGGUGAAAGUGCCUCCCAGUUAUCACCCAUUUGACGUGGAGAAGGAGUGGGGUCGCCUCCAUGUGGCCAUCCUGGAAAGAGAGCGCCUGCUCCGGAUUGAGUUUGAACGAUUGGAGAGACUUCAGAGGGUUGUUAGCAAGGUCCAGAUGGAGUCAGGAGUCUGCGAGGAGCAACUGAACCAGGUGGAGGCACUGCUACAACAGGAUGUGAGAUCUAUGGGCGCGGGGAAGCCUCCUCAGCAUUCUGGAGAAGUGGAGGCAGAUUUGGAAAAGGCAGAGGGAAUGAUCCGCCUCCUGUUCAAUGAUGUGCAGCUGCUUAAAGACGGGCGCCACCUGCAGGCCGAGCAGAUGUAUCGCAGGGUCUACCGUCUCCAUGAGCGUUUGGUGAACCUCCGCAGCGAGUACAACCUGCGCCUCAAGUCCGGAAUCACUGUGACCCAAAUCCCAAUGACCCAAAUCCCCUUAACCCAGGUCCAGAUGGGGCAGGUCCAGACAUCUUCAGGGACCAGGGUGCGUCCUGAGCUGGAUGAGGUCACAAUGAGGUAUAUCCAGGAUCUGUUAGGAUGGGUGGAGGAGAACCAGAAGCGCGUGGACGAGGGCGAGUGGGGGUCUGACCUGCCCACUGUGGAGUCUCAGCUGGGCAAUCACCGCGGCCUGCAUCAGUCCAUAGAAGAGUUCAGGUCCAAGAUUGAAAGGGCCAAGGCGGAUGAGAGUCAGAUCUCCCCUGUGAGUAAAGCUGCCUAUCGUGACUAUCUGACCAAACUGGAGCAGCAGUACGGAAAACUUCUGAGUGCUUCAAAGUCACGCCUGCGUUACCUGACGGAGCUCCACGCCUUCGUCUCCGCGGCAACCAAAGAGCUGAUGUGGCUGAACGAGAAAGAGGAGGAAGAGGUCAACUAUGACUGGAGCGAACGCAACACCAACAUGACAGCCAAGAAGGAAAACUACUCUGGUCUGAUGAGAGACUUGGAGCUCAGGGAGAAGAAGGUGAAUGGGGUCCAAGCGUCAGGAGAUAAACUGCUCAGAGAUGGACAUCCAGCCAAAAAAACCAUAGAGGCCUUCACUGCGGCACUUCAGACUCAGUGGAGCUGGAUCCUUCAGUUGUGCUGUUGCAUCGAGACUCACCUCAAAGAAAACACAGCCUACUUCCAGUUUUUCUCAGAUGUGAAGGACGCCGAGGAGAGGAUGAAGAAGAUGCAGGAGAUGAUGAAGAAGAAAUACACCUGUGAACGCUCUGUGACAGUGACCAGAUUGGAGGAUCUGCUCCAGGAUGCUGCUGAUGAGAAGGAGCAGUUGUCUGAGUUUAAGACUCACAUCGAGGGGCUGAAGCGCAGAGCAAAAACUGUAGUCCAACUCAAACCUCGAAAUCCGGCCACCCCCAUCAAGGGCAAACAGCCGAUACAGGCCGUGUGCGACUUCAAACAGAUGGAGAUCACUGUGCACAGAGGAGAUGAGUGCGCUCUGUUGAAUAACUCACAGCCAUAUCAGUGGAGGGUCCUGAAUGACAAAGGCAGCGAAUCAGUCGUCCCCUCCAUCUGCUUCCUAGUUCCACCGACCAAUAAGGACGCAGUCAACUCUGUCGCCGGUUUGGAUGGUAACCUCCAGCGGCUGCAGUCCCAGUGGCAGACUCUGUUCGUGGACAUGAAGAGCCUCCUGUCCUGGCAGUACCUCAUGAGAGACAUCCACAUCAUCAAGACCUGGAACAUCUCCAUGUUUAAGACCCUGCGUGUGGAGGAGUACCGUUUGGCCCUCAGAAACCUGGAGCAGCACUACCAGGACUUCCUUCAGGACAGCCAGGACUCACACAUGUUCGGAGCCGAGGACCGGAUGCAGGUUGAGGCCAACUACAACAAGGCCAACCAGCACUACAACAUUCUGGUCACCUCUGCAGAGCAAGGGGUUGAGCCUCCAAAAGCAGGCGAGCAGGAUGAGUCUGUGUGUAAGACUUACCUGUCUAAGCUACAGGACCUGAGGUUUCGGUUGGAGGGCUGUGAGAAUCGGACCGUGACCCGACUGAGGCAACCUGUUGAGAAGGAGCCACUCAGAGCCUGUGCACAGAAGACCGCAGAGCAGAUGAAAGUGCAGUCAGAGUUGGAGGGUCUGAAGAAGGAUCUGGAUUCGAUCGCUGAUAAAACAGAGGAGAUGUUGUCAUCUCCUCAGACUCUUAGCUCUGGUCCAGUCCUUAGAUCUGAACUGGACCUGACCCUCAAAAAGAUGGACCAUGUCUACGGAUUAUCCUCAGUCUAUCUGGACAAGUUAAAGACCAUCGACGUUGUGAUCAGAAACACCAAAGAUGCAGAGGACACACUCAAAUCCUAUGAGACUCGACUUCGUGAAGUUGGAAAAGUUCCGGCCAAUAAAAAAGAGGUGGAUGAGCAUCGCAGUCAGCUCAAGAAAAUGCGAUCUGAAGCUGAAGCUGACCAGGUGGUGUUUGAGCGGCUACAGGAUGAGUUAAAGAAAGCUUCGGCCAUCAAUGACAAAAUGAAUCGAAUUCACAGCGAACGCGACGCAGAGUUGGAGCACUACAGGAGCCUGGUGGAAGCUCUGUUGGACCGGUGGCAGUGUGUGUUUGGUCAGAUCGAUUUGAGAUUAAGAGAACUGGACCUUUUGGGGAGACACAUGAAUUCGUAUGGACAGAGCUACGAGGCCCUGAUGCUGUGGUUAAAAGAGGCACGACAGACACAAGACAAGAUCCAGGCUGUGCCAAUAGGGGGCAGUAAAAGCCUCAAGGAGCAGCUGGCUCAGGAGCAGAAAUUGCUUGAAGAGAUUGAGAAAAACAACGACCAGAUUGAAGACUGUCAGAAAAAUGCCAAGGCUUACAUUGAUUCAGUCAAGGAUUAUGAGCUGCUGUUGUUGACUUACAAAGCAAUGGAGGACCCCACUGUGUCUCCUCUGAAGAAACCCAAAAUGGAGGGUGCCUCUGACAACAUCAUUCAAGAGUAUGUAAAUCUGCGAACCCGCUACAGUGAGUUGAUGACUCUCACCAGUCAGUACAUCAAGUUUAUCAUAGAGACACAGCGCCGCUUGGAGGAAGAGGAGAAAGCAUCAGAAAAGCUGAAGGAGGAGGAGAGGAGGAAGAUGGCUGAGAUGCAGGCUGAAUUAGACAAACAGAAAAAAAUUGCAGAGGCUCAGGCAAAAUCUGUGGCAGCAGCAGAACAAGAAGCACAGCAAUUAAAAUCUCAAAUGAAAACUGAGGCUAGUAAGAGACAAGACGUCGCUGUGGACUCCGAAAAGCAAAAACAAAACAUUCAACAAGAGCUACAGCAGCUGAAGACUUUGUCCGACCAGGAAAUCAAGUCUAAAAACCAGCAACUUGAAGAGGCUCAGCUAACACGCAAAAAGAUAGAAGAAGAGAUUCAUAUUAUAAGGAUUCAGCUAGAGACGACUAUAAAACAAAAGACAGUAGCAGAGGGUGAGUUGGACAAACUUAGGGACAAGGCGGCAGAUGCGGAGAAAAUGAGAAAAGCUGCACAAGAUGAAGCUGAGAGAUUGCGCAAACAGGUGAAUGAAGAAACGCUAAAGAAAAAACAAGCCGAAGAUGAACUUAAAAGGAAAUCUGAGGCCGAAAAGGAGGCAGCCAAACAAAAACAAAAAGCGCUAGAUGACUUGAAAAAAUAUAAAAUGCAAGCAGAAGAAGCUGAGAGGAGAAUGAAGCAAGCGGAGGAGGAAAAAGUUCGUCAGAUUAAAGUUGUGGAAGAGGUUGCACAGAAAUCAGCUAUAACACAACUACAGACAGCAAAUUUUAAUGAAAAAACAUCUAAACUGGAGGAGUCGCUCAAAAAGGAACAAGGCGCAGUGCUUCAACUCCAAGAAGAAGCAGACAGAUUAAGAAAACAGCAAGAGGAAGCGGACAGGGCCAGAGAAGAAGCAGAGAAAGAGCUGGAGUUGUGGCGUCAGAAAGCUAACGAAGCAUUGAGGAUGAGACUGAAAGCGGAGGAGGAGGCGCAGCAGAAAAGCCAAGCACAACAAGAGGCCGAAAGACAAAAGGCAGAGGCAGAAAGGGAUGCUAAGAAAAAGGCCAAAGCUGAAGAGGCUGCUCUCAAACAGAAAGAAAAUGCCGAGAAGGAGCUAGAGAAACAACGUGUUUUUGCUGAACAAAUCGCACAACAGAAAUUAUCUGCCGAACAGGAGUGCAUAAGAUUGAAAGCAGAUUUUGAGCAUGCAAAUCAGCAAAGAGGUCUGUUGGAUAGCGAACUGCAGAGGUUGAAAAAUGAAGUUUGCGAAACAGAGAAGCAAAGGAAACAACUUGAGCAGGAGUUGGCGAAGGUGAGAGGCGAAAUGGAUGCAUUGUUACAAAUGAAAGCGAAAGCUGAAAAAGAAACAAUGUCAACUUCAGAGAAAAGUAAACAGCUACUGGAGACCGAAGCACUUAAAAUGAAGCAACUCGCAGAAGAGGCAGCUAGGCUGAGAUCUGUGGCAGAGGAAGCAAAAAAGCAAAGACAUGUUGCGGAGGAGGAAGCAGCGAGACAGAGAGCCGAAGCUGAAAAAAUACUUAAGGAAAAAUUAGCGGCAAUUAAUGAAGCAACCAGACUUAAGACAGAGGCAGAGGUGGCGCUUAAAGCCAAAGAAGCUGAGAAUGAGAGGUUGAAGAGACAAGCAGAAGACGAAGCCUAUCAAAGGAAGUUACUGGAAGACCAAGCAGCGCAGCAUAAACAAGAUAUCCAAGAAAAGAUCACACAUUUGAAGAGUUCCUCCAAUUCUGAACUGGAGAGACAGAAGACUAUUGUUGAGGAAACGCUUAGACAAAAGAAAGUAGUGGAAGAAGAAAUUCACAUUAUUAAGAUCAGCUUUGAAAAGGCGGCAAAAGAGAAAGCCGAUUUGGAAAAGGAGUUGAAGAAGUUGAAAGAUGUCGCGGAUCAAACGCAAAAGAGUAAAGAUAAGGCGGAAGCUGAGGCAGAAAAAAUGAAAAAAUUUGCUGCAGAAGAGGAGAAGAAACGUAAAGAAGCAGAGGAGAAGGUGAAGAGGAUUAAGGCAGCAGAGGAGGAGGCAGCCAGGCAAUGUAAAAACGCCAAAGAUGAGGUGGAAAGACUCAAGAAGAAAGCAGAAGAAGCUAACAAACAACGAGAAAACGCAGAGAAAGAGGCAGAAAAGCAAGCUGCAUUAGCAAAAGAUGCUGCCCAGAAAUCCACUGCUGCUGAACUCCAAGCACAAAGCGUCCUCACCAAAAAUAAGGAAGACAGUUUGGUGCAAGAGAAGCUACAAAAAGACUAUGAAAGCGCUAAGAAAUUAGCUAACAAUGCUGAGAAAGCUAAGGAGAAGGCUGAGAAGGAGGCCAUGUUGUUAAGGCAAAAAGCAGAGGAAGCAGAGAAGCAAAAGAAAUUGGCAGAGGAGGAAGCUGCGAAACAGGCAAAAGCUCAAAAAGAUGCAGAGAAGUUACGGAAAGAAGCACAAGAGGAAGCAGCAAAACGCGCCAAAGCUGAGGCCGAUGCGUUGAAGCUUAAACAACAAGCUGAUGCAGAAAUGGCAAAACAUAAAAGUGAAGCAGAACAAGCACUCAAGCAGAAAUCUGUCGUGGAAAAGGAACUGAUUAUUGUGAAAUUACAACUAGAAGAAACAGACAAGCAAAAAGGAGUGCUGGAUGACGAGCUAAAGAGACUCAAGAAGGAGGUGGAUGAUGCCGUUAAACAAAAGGCACAGGUUACAGAUGAAUUGGCUAAAGUUAAGAAACAAAUGGAUGAACUUUUGAAGAUAAAACUUAAAUUUGAGGAGGAGAACAGGCGACUGAUGCAAAAGGAUAAAGAUAGUACACAGAAGUUAUUAGCUGAAGAAGCGGAAAAGAUGAAAGGUUUAGCAGAGGAGGCAGCUAGGCUAAGCGUGGAAGCUGAGGAGGCCGCUAAGCAAAGACAGCUAGCCGAAGCAGACCUUGCUGAACAAAGAGCUUUAGCUGAGAAGAUGCUAAAGGAGAAAAUGCAAGCUAUCCAGGAAGCAACCAAAUUAAAAGCAGAGGCAGAAGAGUUGCAGAAAUUGAAAAACCAAGCACAAGAAAAGGCAAAGAAAUUGUUGGAGGAUAAAGAGCAAAUUCAGCAAAAAUUAAACAAGGAAACAGAAGGAUUUCAGAAGUCACUAGAAGCUGAACGUAAAAGACAACAGGAAAUGACAGCAGAGGCGGAUAAGCUUAAGAAGAAAGUGAAAGAGCUAAGUGAUGCGCAGGCCAAAGCUGAGGAUGAAGCCAAGAAAUUCAAGAAACAAGUGGAAGAAGUGAAAGUACAACUUGAAAUUAGUGAGAAACAGACUUCAGAAGUGGUGGUUAAAAAACUGGAGACUCAGAGAUUACAGAGCACCAAAGAGGCAGAUGAUCUGAAGAAAGCAAUCGCUGAUGUAGAGAAAGAGAGAGAGAAACUAAAGAAGGAGGCGGAGGACCUGCAGAGGAAGUCCAAAGAGAUGGCCAACGUCCAAAAAGAGCAGGUGGAGCAGCAGAAAGCCCUCAUGCAACAGUCCUUCCUCCAGGACAAAGAAAUUUUACUGAAGAAAGACAAAGAAAUGGAGGAAGCUAAGAAGAAACUGGAGAAACAGCUAGAGGAUGAAAUUAAAAAGGCCAAAGCUCUCAAAGACGAACAAGAACGCCAGAGAAAGAUGAUGGAGGAGGAGCAGAAAAAACUACAGGCUGUUUUAGAUGCAGCCCUCAAAAAGCAAAAAGAGGCUGAGGCGGAGAUGAACAAUAAACAGAAAGAAAUGCAAGUUAUCGAUAAGAAGAGACUGGAGCAGGAGAAACUUCUGGAAGCAGAAAACAAAAAGCUCAGAGAAAGACUUCAAAGCUUGGAAGGUGCUGCUGCUGCUGCAAAACCAACCACAACUGUGACUAAAGAGAUUGAAGUUCAGACCGAUAAAGUACAGGGAGAGCAGCAGCAACUUGUAACCAUGACAACAGUCACAACAACCAAGAAAGUGUUCAAUGGUUCAGUUGAAGUGGAUGGAGAGAAGAAAGAUAAAGAAUCUCCUCUUGCUUUUGAUGGUAUAAGAGAGAAGGUACCUGCUGAGAGAUUGCACGAGAUUGGUGUCCUAAGCAAAAAGGAGUUUGACAAGUUGAAAAAGGGCAAAGCGACCGUGCAAGAUCUUUCCAACACAGAUAAAGUAAAGACUUGUCUCAAAGGCCAGGGGAUAAUUGGUGGUCUCGUAACUCCAGAUAAAGAGAAGAUUAGUGUUUACCAAGCCAUGACGGAAAACAAGAUUGAACCCGAUACAGCUACAAUGCUACUUGAAGCUCAAGCCGCCACUGGGUUCAUGGUUGACCCGGCAAAAAAUAGACUUCUAACGGUGGAUGAGGCUGUAAAAGAAGAGGUGAUUGGUCCUGAACUGCAUGACAAGAUGUUGUCAGCAGAAAGAGCUGCAACUGGAUUUAGGGAUCCUUUCACCGGAGCCAAAAUCUCACUGUAUGAAGCUAUGAAGAAGGGGUUAAUUGAAAAAGAGCCAGCAACAAAAUAUCUAGAUGUUCAACUUGCAACUGGCGGUAUCAUCGACCCAGUUAACAGUCAUAGAGUGCCACUACAGAUAGCAUACAAGCAAGGACAAUUUGAUCCAGAUUUAAACAAGAAACUCACUGAUCCUAGUGACGAUUGCAAGCUGUUCAUUGACCCAAGCACACAAGAACAGCUAACUUACAAACAACUGCUUGAAAGAUGUUCAAAGGAUGCAGAAACUGGUUUGUUGAUUUUGCCAGUAACGGAGAAAGCAGCUCAAACUGAUGGGACAUUCACAGAUGCAGAGACAAAAGAGAUGCUUAGUAAAUCAAAAUUGGAUGUGCCUUUUGGAAGAUUCAAGGGCAAAAAUGUUACCAUCUGGGAAAUUAUCAAUUCAGAAUAUUUUACUGAAGACCAAAGAAAAGAUCUAAUUCGCCAAUACAAAACUGGCAAGAUCACUGUUGAGAAAAUUAUCAAAAUUGUCAUCACUGUUGUUGAGGAUAAGGAGAAAAAUAAAGAUAAUGUCUUCAAUGGCUUGAGAUCUGCAGUUUCUGCCAAUGAGCUACUUGAGUCCAAAGUUAUCAAUAAAGACCUAUUCAAUAAACUUAGCAAUGGCAAAGUUACUGUUAAGGAGAUUGCCGACAUGGAUCAAGUGAAGAAGGCAUUGCAAGGGACACCAAGUAUCGCUGGAUUGCUGAACGAACCAACAAAAGAGAAAAUGCCAUUCUAUCAAGCCAUGAAGAAAGAUUUACUAUCCCCAGAAACUGCUUUGAACUUCCUGGAAGCGCAAGCUGCUACUGGAUUUAUCAUUGACCCAGUUAAAAACGAAAGGGUUCCAGUAGAUGAGGCAGUUAAGUCUGGGCUAGUUGGACCAGAGUUGCAUGAGCGACUACUUUCUGCUGAGAGGGCUGUUAGUGGCUACCAAGAUCCAUAUUCUGGUAAAAAGAUAUCACUGUUUGAAGCCAUGAAAAAGGGUCUUGUGAAGAAAGAUCAGGGCAUUCGUCUACUGGAAGCACAAUUUGCAACAGGAGGAAUUGUCGACCCAGUAAAAAGCUAUCGUAUCCCUCACGACCUUGCAUUCAAGCGUGGAUACCUUGAUGAAGAAACAAGCAAGAGUCUUAACAAGGAAAGUGAAGAAACAAAAGUCUAUUGCGAUCCUAAUACACAAGAAGAUGCUACCUAUCAACAACUUAUUAGCAAAUGCAUCACAGACAAAGAGACAGGACUGCCCUUGCUUGCAUUGUCAAAGAAGGCACCAAAACCGAAGGAAGAAAAACAGCUAACGGAAGCUAAGGCUAAAGAAGCUAUGCAGAAAACAAUGGAGCUUGACUAUGGGCCAUUCAAAGGUAGAAAAGUUACAAUUUGGGAGAUAAUACAUUCUGAGUACAUAACAGAAGAGCAAAGGAUUGAGUUGAUCAGACAAUAUCGAACAGGGCAUGUCACAAUUGAAAAGUUCAUCAAGAUUGUUAUUACGAUGGUGGAUGAGAGAGAAGACAAGAAGAAAGAAGAAGCUCCAUUUGAAGGCCUUCGGGCCCCAGUUUCUGCCAAUUCCCUGCUAGAUUCAAACGUCAUUGACAAAGCUACAUUUGACAAGCUCCAACAAGGUAAAAUCACACCUAAACAAGUUGGCGAGAGUGAUGCAGUUAAGAAAUAUCUGAAAGGAACAGACCUAAUUGAUGGUGUUGUCAUGGGAGAUGAAAAGAUGAGUAUUUAUCAGGCACUGAAAAAGAACAUUUUACAGCCAAAGACAGCUAUGGCACUAUUGGAAGCACAAGCUGGUACUGGUUUUAUAAGUGAUCCAGUGAAAAAUCAGAAACACACAGUGGACGAAGCUGUUAAGGCUGGAGUUGUUGGACCAGAACUUCAUGAAAAGCUGCUAUUGGCUGAAAAAGCAGUGACUGGAUAUAAAGAUCCAUACACAGGCAACAAAAUCUCCCUCCUCCAAGCUAUGAAGAAGGAGCUUGUUUUGAGAGAACAUGCAAUUCCCAUUCUGGAAGCUCAGUUUUCCACAGGCGGUGUUAUUGAUCCAAUUAGCAGUCAUCGUGUCCCUAAUGAAGUGGCGAUCAAGCGUGGAUAUUUGAGCAAGCAAAUGGUCAAAUCAUUCAACGAACCUUCGGGAGAUGUUAAAUGCUUCACUAACCCAGAAACAAAUGAAGAUGUUACCUACAAGCAAUUGUUGGAAAAAUGCACAAGAGAUCCUACUUCUGGUUUGUGCUAUUUGCCAGUGUCCAGAGUAGAAGCUGCACCUGUUGAAAAAUCCUACCAGGUUACCGAAGAACAAGCACAAACUGAUUUGGCCAAUACACAAAUUGAUAUUCCAGGAAAAGGUGCAACAGGGAAAACUAUGACCAUUUGGGAAGUCAUGAAUUCAAAUAUGCUUCCAGAUAACGAAAAACAAAGGCUUCUGGAGCAGUAUCGCCGAGGCCUAAUUACAAAAGAACGAAUGCUUAUCAUCAUCAUUGAAAUUAUUGAGCAAAGAGAGGAUUUGAAGAUUGAACAAGGCAUGUCCUGUGACGUUAUCAGAAGACGAAUUACCAUAGAGGAGCUUUACAAUGCCAGAAUCAUUGACUUGAAUACAUACAACCUUCUGAAGCAAGAAAAAAUUACAAUUAGAGAAGUUAUGGAAAAACCCACAGUUAAACAGUACCUCUUUGGCACAGGUUGUAUUGCCGGAAUUAUGUCAGACAUGCCCAAGAGAAUCAGCAUCUAUCAAGCAAUGAAAAAUGGCCAGAUGAAACCAGAAGUUGCUUUGAAUCUACUUGAAGCUCAGGCAGCAACUGGAUUCAUUAUAGAUCCAAUCAAAGAUGAAUUGCUAACAGUUGACGAAGCGGUACGAAAAGGUUUAGUUGGUCCUGAACUGCAUGACAAGCUCCUAUCAGCUGAAAGAGCAGUCACUGGCUACAAAGACCCAUACAGUGGCAAAGUUAUUUCAAUUUUCCAAGCAAUGAAAAAAGGCCUUAUUCUAGAAGACUAUGCGCUGAGGCUGUUAGAAGCUCAAAAUGCAACAGGCGGAUUGGUGGAUCCAGAAUACUACUUCCGCCUGCCCAAUGAUGUGGCAAUGCAACGUGGUUACAUCAAUAAAGAGACAUUGGACAGAAUAUCAGAACCUAGUUGUGAAAUUAAAGGCUUCAUUGAUCCAACUACUGAUGAAAAACAAUCUUACGCUCAAUUGCUUAAGAGAAGUAGAAUUGAUAAAGAAACUGGCAUGCGUUUGCUGUCACUGGCUGAUCGUGCUUUGCUUUUCAAGGGGCUCAGAAAGCAAAUUACAAUUGAAGAGUUGCUGCGUUCACAAAUCAUUGACCAAAAGACAUACAAUGAACUUUUAGAAGGAACUGUCACUGUUGAGGAAGUUAGUAGAGAGCUCAAAAAGUAUCUUGAAGGGACAAGUUGCAUUGCUGGUGUUUAUGUUGAAUCAACCAAAGAUCGUCUAUCCAUUUACCAAGCCAUGAAGAAGACUAUGAUUCGACCUGGUACUGCCUUUGAGCUCCUAGAGGCCCAAGCUGCAACUGGGUAUGUGAUAGACCCAAUCAAAAAUCUUAAACUUACCGUCAACGAAGCUGUCAAAAUGGGAGUGGUAGGACCAGAAUUCAAAGACAAACUACUAUCAGCUGAACGUGCAGUAACUGGCUACAGAGACCCCUACUCCGGUAAAGUCAUCUCUCUUUUUCAAGCCAUGAAAAAGGGGUUGAUUCUAAAAGAUCAUGGUAUUCGUUUGCUAGAAGCUCAAAUAGCAACUGGAGGUAUUAUUGACCCACAAGAAAGUCAUCGUCUGCCUGUUGAAGCGGCUUAUGAACGUGGAUUGUUUGACGAAGAAAUGAAUCAAAUCCUUACUGAUCCAUCAGAUGAUACAAAAGGCUUUUUUGACCCCAACACAGAGGAAAAUCUCACUUAUCUUCAGCUCAUGGAGAGGUGCAUGACAGACCCCGAAACUGGCUUGGCGCUCUUGUUGCUCAAAGAAAAGAAACGUGAAAGGAAGACAUCAUCAAAGUCUUCUGUUCGUAAGAGACGAGUUGUCAUUGUAGAUCCAGAGACAGGUAAGGAGAUGUCUGUCUAUGAAGCCUAUCAAAAGGGGUUAAUUGACCACCAAACUUACAUUGAACUGGCUGAACAAGAGUGCGAAUGGGAGGAGAUAACCAUAACCUCUUCAGAUGGAGUCAUUAAGUCAAUGAUUAUAGAUAGGCGAUCAGGAAGACAAUAUGAUAUUGAUGAUGCCAUUUCAAGAGGUCUUAUUGAUAAAUCAGCACUGGAUCAAUACAGAGGUGGUACCCUGUCUAUUACCGAAUUCGCAGACAUGCUUUCUGGAAACAUGAGCGGAAAUAGAUCACGUUCGUCCUCAUUUGGAUCUUCCUCUUCUUACAAUAUGAGUCCAAUACCAUCAAUAAAAACACCGGCUACUACAUGGAAUGACCCUACUGAGGAGACUGGACCAGUGGCAGGCAUCUUAGACACAGAGACGCUGGAGAAGGUAUCUGUAACUGAGGCGAUACAUAGAAAUCUAGUGGACAAUAUUACUGGACAAAGAUUGCUAGAGGCUCAAGCUUGCACAGGUGGCAUCAUUGACCCAAAUACAGGCGAGAAGUUUUCAGUCACAGAUGCAGUGAACAAAGGACUAGUGGAUAAAAUAAUGGUUGACCGCAUCACUCUUGCCCAAAAGGCCUACAAUGGUUUCGAAGACCCAAGAACAAAAAGCCAAAUGUCUGCUGCCCAAGCCUUAAAGAAGGGAUGGCUGUAUUACGAAGCAGGUCAGAGGUUCCUUGAAGUCCAGUAUUUGACAGGUGGAUUAAUCGAACCAGAUGUCACUGGUAGAGUCUCUGUUGAUGAGGCCGUGAAGAAAGGAACCUUGGAUGCACGCACGGCACAGAAACUCAGAGAUGUAAGUGCUUAUUCAAAAUACCUCACCUGCCCCAAAACGAAACUGAAGAUCUCCUACAAAGACGCUAUGGAAAGGAGCAUGAUUGAGGAGGGGACUGGCCUGAGGUUGCUCGAAGCCUCUUCUCAGUCAAGUAAAGGCCUGUACAGUCCCUACAGCAUCAGCGGCUCUGGGUCAGCCACCGGGUCCAGAUCUGGGUCCAGGACUGGAUCUAGGUCAGGGUCUCGACGAGGAAGCUUCGAUGCCACAGGGUCUGGCUUCAGUAGCACUUUCUCCUCCGCUCCCUACGGAACAUCCUCCUACAGCUCCUCUGCCUAUGGCUCAUCCACAUCUUAUGGCUCCCCAAGCUACACCCGCCGCUACUGACGACUGUCACCAGAUGCCUAAAACAGUGGAAUAAAGACAACCUUUAUUCUGCUCUGCAUGUAGUUGUUACAAAGAUUUAGAUUUAUUUUAUACGCUGAAUUAUUUUUGGUAGAUGUAUAUUCUUUAUUUACUUGUGCUUUCUUAUCAGAGAUGAUUUCAUUUAGCAGAUGGCAUACAAAGAACUGGCUUAAAUAUGGAACUGUUAAGAGUUAUUGUUCAUAUGACUGGAAUUAGUUUUAUUUUGAUACUUUUUGAAAAAGUGCCCAUCUAUGAACAAAAUCUGGUUGUACAAAAUCUGUAUAUAUUUGUGAAAUUAGACAAUUAUUAUUAUAAAGAAAGAUUUAUUAGCUACUCUGCAGAGCAGAAUUUAGUCCCCAUGAAAAAUCACAUAACUUUAUUUUGAAAUGCUGAAUUCACUGCUGACCAUUAAACUCUCAACUCUGGAUUAUACUGCAGCAAAAAAUUCAAAACAAAUUCAAACAGCUCCUGGAUCCAAAACUCCAAAAAAGUUCAGGCACUGACCGACAUUUCAAAAGUGUCUUUUCCUCUGCUUCCUGCUCAGAUGUCUUCCUGCAAUUCUUGGCAUUUAUUUUAACCAAACCACUGUAAACAGAUAUUUUAUAUGAAUUUUAUUGAAAAGCAUGUGCUAAAGUAAUAUUUGAAUCUAUUGUUUUUACAAUGGACCAUUCUAACACUAGCAAUUAAAAGACCUUAACCGAGCUUCUGUAAGUGCCUGCAAAUACUCCGUAUCACUUUAAAGCAGUGUAGUAGCUUAACUUGAUGGUGCAGUGGUCCUACUGUAAACUGACUGAUGCAUGACUGAACGAGCAGCUUCCUAAUGUUUUCAGGUUAAAAACAUUUGUACUGUCGCUAUCACAAUCCGUACACAGGGCUAAAACCAAUGAAUGUUUGUAUCUAACUGUGUCCAAUUUUAGUGGGACUUCUCAUAGACAAGUAUUGUACUGUAUAUUAAAGAUACUUAGAGCACUAAUGCUGAAAGCCAUUCAUUAACAUUGUUUUGGAAA